AUGUCCGUCUGGAACCCGGAGAACGUCAUCGACGUAGCAGAGUCGAUAGGAAUCGCUUCACUACCUCGUGAUGUCGUCGAGCACCUCGCGCGCGAUGUCGAGUUUCGAAUGGCCCAGGUGGUGGAGGAGGCGCUGAAGUUCAUGCGGCACUCCAAACGAACCACCCUUACCACACAAGACAUCUCACAAGCACUACGACUACUCGAAGUGGAACCCCUCUACGGGUACGAAUCAACACGACCACUGCGCUUCGGCGAGGCUUCGAUAGGACCAGGCCAGCCGCUGUUCUACGUGGAAGAUGAAGAGGUGGACUUUGAGAAGCUCAUCAAUGCGCCGUUGCCGAAAGUCCCACGUGAGAUGAGCUUCACGGCGCACUGGCUGGCGGUGGAAGGUGUGCAGCCUACAAUACCUCAGAAUCCCUCACAAGCAGACCAGCGGAACCAAGAGCUGUCUGCGAAGGGACCAGGCGCAAACUCCACCCUGGCUGCGAUGAGCGGCAACGACAAUGUCUCGGUCAAGCCACUGGUGAAGCAUGUGCUGUCGAAGGAGCUACAACUCUAUUUCGAACGCACAUGCAGCGCCAUCUUCGAAGAGAACAACGAGGAGUACCGCGCGGCCGCCUUCGCUUCGUUGCAGACCGAUCCUGGCCUACACCAACUGGUCCCCUACUUCGUGCAGUUCGUGGCCGACAAAGUCACCCACAACCUCUCCGCACUUUUCGUCCUUACACAGAGCAUGAUGUUGAUCUCCUCACUACUGGAGAACCCGAGCUUGUACCUUGCGCCCUACAUCCCGUCACUUGUCCCCUCCGUCUUGACCUGCGUGCUCGGCAAACGUCUCGGCUCGCCAUCCCAGGACGGCGCUACGACGCACUUUGCGCUCCGCGACUAUGCAUCCAGCUUGCUCGCAAAUGUCACACGGAAGUACGGCAGCACAUCUUCCACGCUCAAGCCAAGGAUUGCCCGCAGCUGCCUAAAGCAUUUCCUGGACUCACACAAGCCACUUGGAACCCACUACGGCGCGAUUUUGGGAUUGACCACUGUUGCUGGUGCGGAGAGUGUGCGUGAGCUGAUUCUGCCGAAUUUGAGAGCGUACAGCGAAGGAGUGCUUCAAGAUGCAAUUAAAGACGAUGGAAAGAGGGAGCAGGCUGAGCAUGUUGUAGAUGCCAUCAUGAAGGGGGUGAGGUUGCUGGAUGAGAAGGAGUUGGAUCAAGAGGCGCUGGGGGACGUCGUGUGGCAGAGGGUGCAGGAAGCGGGAAUGGUGUGA
This is a messenger RNA of Saxophila tyrrhenica, 1266 nucleotides long. It is a transcript of the gene taf6, whose product is annotated as histone H4-like TAF Taf6, SAGA complex subunit. Gene Ontology annotation, molecular function: RNA polymerase II general transcription initiation factor activity; protein heterodimerization activity; transcription coactivator activity. Bases 1 to 1266 code for a protein of 421 amino acids. The transcript has a single exon. Gene Ontology annotation, cellular component: transcription factor TFIID complex; SAGA complex; SLIK (SAGA-like) complex. The record is from RefSeq and is a predicted model, not a curated record. Lineage: Eukaryota; Fungi; Ascomycota; Dothideomycetes; Mycosphaerellales; Extremaceae. Gene Ontology annotation, biological process: transcription initiation at RNA polymerase II promoter; RNA polymerase II preinitiation complex assembly.